UGAGAAUCGCAUUUCAUCGGCGUGGUCGGCCAUGUCGCUCUUCAUGAUUGUUGGGUCCAAGGAGCCGCUGUACUCGCUUGAUGUGAAGCCUCGUAAGGAAGAGACGGCGCAUGUGGAUGAAUUCGUGCUGCAUUCGGCGCUGGACAUCGUCCAUGAGUCCAUGUGGACGAACAACAACAUGUGGAUGAAAGUCGUCGACAAGUUCAACGACCAAUUCGUGUCGGGUUUUGUCACGGCGACGACAGUCAAGUUCCUCCUCCUCCAUGAAAGCCGCAACGAAGAUGCGAUCAAGCUCUUCUUCCAGGAAGUGUACGAUCUGUACGUGAAGCUCCUUUUGAAUCCGUUCUACGCCCACGAUUCGCUCAUCACGUCGCCGGACUUUGACCUUCGCGUCCGCGCAUUAGCAAAGCGAAUCUUGUAACAUCUCCAGUCUUCUCUCA
Molecule: messenger RNA, 440 nt
Organism: Aphanomyces invadans
Lineage: Eukaryota; Oomycota; Saprolegniomycetes; Saprolegniales; Verrucalvaceae
Exons: 1
Coding region: 32-421 (129 amino acids)
Biological process (GO): endoplasmic reticulum to Golgi vesicle-mediated transport
Cellular component (GO): cytoplasm; nucleus; TRAPP complex
Source: RefSeq, a predicted model, not a curated record